GGAAAAAGCAAGCGAAGCCCAGAGCCCGCUGGUGGCGUGCACCGCCCCCCGGGAUGGAUGAAACGACGGGCGCGGCGUGGGUGAGACGAGCCAGCUGUAGAGCCCGUGUGGCCCAGUGCACACUCUCGUGAACCUCGGCGGAGGAGGAGGCGGAGGCAGGCAGCCACCAUGGGCCAUGAGACUCUGCUGCCACCAACAUGACCGCAGCUGGCUCCUGCAGCGCACGCAGACCAUGUUCCAUGUUUUUUUUAGGUCUAUCUUUGGAAUUCCUUCACUGAUCCUUGUCCUGUUGCCAGCAACUUCUUCCGAUUGUGAGAUUGAAGAUAAAAAUAAUACAAUAGAAGCAUAUAUGAAUGUCUUACAUGUCAACAUUCAACAUUUGGAGAAAAUGACAAAUAAUGCUAGCAAUUGCUCGAAUAAAGAAUAUAGCUCAUUAAAAAAUCACACAUGUGAUGAUAAUAAGGAAGUUAUGUUUAUAGUUCAUGUGACAUGUAAGUUGAAGCAACUUGUGAAGGCUAAUAUCAGUGAGCACUUUAACGAUUACUUAGAAGCAUAUUCACAUCAUGCAUUAGAGAUGCUGAAGCCAUGCAAAUGUGAUGAGGAGAAAGAAAAAAAAGUAGAAAGAAAGACAGGAAGAAUCCAUUCUACUAGUGAAGUCUCUCCUACCAAGAGUUCAGUGAACGGAACAGGGAAAAGGACAGGAGGACCCUGCUUUAGGAUCCUGGGAGAAAAAUCUUCCAAGGAAUCAAGAAAACAGAAUAAAUGUUUAUGCUUAAUACAAAAAUUGAUAUCUGAUGUUAGGAAUUGCUGGAGGAAAAUUUUAAACGUGAAUGCCAACGGGCACUGAAACAACUGUAAUGGUAUGGAAGCCCCACAAUUUGAUCAACUUUCAUUUGCAUUCUCCAAGUGUUUUAUCUGCUCACAGUUAUCUGUCUCCAUGGCAGAAGCUACUGUAUUUAUGCUGGCACCAUGGCACCGUGAGCAAGUGACCUUGAAUUCUACCCAAUUCCACUGCAGGCACCAGUAGACAGAAGAAAACCAACGAAACAGAAGAUGACAAUUCACAACAAAAGCUACUUGAUAACUACUUGGACGUGCAUGCGCCUGCCUUUUUUCUGGAACAGGUUACAUGUGCCAAAAAAACAAAAUACCCAACCCCCUGUUUCCUCUGUUGCAAUAACUUGUAAGGAUUUUUCUUUUUUACUGCUCCGCUGAAAACUUCAGACAAUGAACUAGUAUAAUAAUAUAUUUUGUGCAAUAUAAAAAAGUACAGCAGGAUUCCCAAUUAACAUUUCAUUUCUUUCACUAAACAAUUCAAUGACUCUAGCUUCCAUUAUGCUGUAUUGAGUGGGGAAAGGGGCAUCUUCAGGGCUACAAGACAUGCUUCACAUCUGACAGUGGGACACUAACAAAUGCCCAAGAGAAUAGGAGGGUGCUUACUUUUCUUAAAAGGGAGCAUUGAUGCACAUGAGCCACAAACCAAAGAGCUCCAUGAAGCAGAAAUUGUCAGCGAAGAGAGAACAACUUGAAAAUGAAAUGUUGGAGUCUCCAUUCAAUUCAAUUGAAAAAGCAUUUCCUGAGGGCCUCUUCUACUCAAGCAAUCAGGGAUGAA
Trichosurus vulpecula (common brushtail) is the source of this 1612-nucleotide messenger RNA. RefSeq names its product interleukin 7 (gene IL7). The record is from RefSeq and is a predicted model, not a curated record. Lineage: Eukaryota; Metazoa; Chordata; Mammalia; Diprotodontia; Phalangeridae. The transcript has 7 exons. Gene Ontology annotation, biological process: immune response. Gene Ontology annotation, molecular function: interleukin-7 receptor binding; growth factor activity. Gene Ontology annotation, cellular component: extracellular region. Bases 176 to 847 code for a protein of 223 amino acids.